Molecule: messenger RNA, 240 nt
Organism: Diabrotica balteata
Lineage: Eukaryota; Metazoa; Arthropoda; Insecta; Coleoptera; Chrysomelidae
Source: the annotation of a GenBank genome assembly
AUGGCUGCAAUAAAUGAAUUGAGGGUAACAUUAUUUAGUUGUUGUAUUCCCCAGCCACCCAAAAGAAAACAUCACAUUGAUAGGUCAAUGAUAGGAUAUCCAACGAAUUUUCAACACACAGGUCAUGUAGGUAGUAGAGAUGUAGAAAUGCCAGGUGAACAAUUGAUAGCACUUCAAAACCAAAUGAAAAGUAAAGGUGGAUAUGAAACUCCUUACAAGGAACCAGAUUGGUGCCAGUGA